Anoplophora glabripennis (Asian longhorned beetle) is the source of this 1246-nucleotide messenger RNA. RefSeq names its product chitinase-3-like protein 1. Gene Ontology annotation, molecular function: chitin binding; chitinase activity. Gene Ontology annotation, biological process: chitin catabolic process; carbohydrate metabolic process. NCBI's taxonomy places the organism in Eukaryota, Metazoa, Arthropoda, Insecta, Coleoptera, Cerambycidae. The coding region runs from base 25 to 1197 and encodes 390 amino acids. The record is from RefSeq and is a predicted model, not a curated record. Gene Ontology annotation, cellular component: extracellular region. The transcript is spliced from 7 exons.
GUAAUCGUCAAAACUUACUAAAAAAUGAAAGUUUCAGCUGUAUUCCUAUUAGUUGCUACUUCUGCAGUUUUACUGUCUGCUUCUGUGUCAGCGAAAAAUAUCGUUUGCUACUUCACAAGUUGGACUGUAUAUAGAAAUGGAAACGGCCAAUUCGAUGUGGAUAAAAUAGAUCCAUUCCUAUGUACACAUAUUAUGUUUGGAUUUGUAGGUAUUACCAAUGAAGGGAAAAUUAAUAUAUUAGAUCACUGGGAAUCUGAUGACGAUGGAUUAAAGCAUUUUUCUCUCUUAGCCAAUCUGACCCAAGUUAACCCAUAUUUGAAGAUUAUGGUCAGUAUGGGUGGAUGGAACGAAGGAUCUCAAAAGUACUCAGAAGUUGCGGCUGAUCCCGCAAAGCGCAAGCUUCUUGCUGAAGAAGUCGUACACUUCCUUGAAGAACACAAAUUUCAAGGGUUUGAUCUCGACUGGGAAUACCCAGGAAUAAGAGAUGGAUCUGAUGUUCAACAUGACCCAGCAAAUUUUGUGGAACUCCUUAAAGAACUUAAAACAGCUUUAUAUCCAAGAGGAUACAUAUUAUCCGCUGCUGUCUCUGGAGGAGUUACUAAUAUGGAUAUUGCUUACGAUGUCCCUCUUGUGAGCGAGCUAUUGGAUAUAAUCAACGUUAUGGUUUACGAUUUCCAUGGUGCUUUCGAACCAUUUGUUGGUCAUUUUGCACCACUGACUGCAUCGAGCAAAGAUGAUGCUGGAAAUGCUACUUUGAAUGUCAAAUCUGGUAUCCAGCACUGGAUAGACAGAGGAGCCGAUCCAGCUAAGAUGCACCUCGGAGUCGGCACUUAUGGCAGAAGUUUUACUUUAGCUGAUCCAAAUAACGCAGAACUUUAUGCUCCUACUUCUGGUGGUGGAAAAUCUGGCCCGUACACGGGUCAAGACGGUGUCCUAGGUUAUAAUGAGAUUUGUGAACUACACAGCGACUGGACCUACAUUUGGGACGAUGAACAACAGGUCCCUCAUAGGGUGGGUGGCAAUCAGUGGGUUGGUUAUGAAGACGAAAGAUCUCUCGCUCUGAAAGUUGAGUAUGCCAAAGAGAAAAACUUGGGUGGUAUAAUGGUAUGGUCCUUCGACACCGACGAUUUCCGUGGUAUUUGCGGAAGCGAGACUUACCCACUUAUACGUACAAUUAAGAAAACAUUGAUUAACUAAUUUGUUUUAUGUAAAAAGAAACAAAAUAAAAGUAUUAUUGGCAGCAUUA